Elaeis guineensis (African oil palm) is the source of this 2477-nucleotide messenger RNA. Its product is annotated as potassium channel KAT3. Gene Ontology annotation, cellular component: membrane. Gene Ontology annotation, biological process: transmembrane transport; potassium ion transport. NCBI's taxonomy places the organism in Eukaryota, Viridiplantae, Streptophyta, Magnoliopsida, Arecales, Arecaceae. Gene Ontology annotation, molecular function: voltage-gated potassium channel activity; protein binding. The record is from RefSeq and is a predicted model, not a curated record.
CAUACUAUAACCAUGCCCCUCUCUUGUGUAAAGUCCUACUUACAGCGCUUCUGUCAUGAUGGAUUCCCAAUGGAAAAUGGUGUCUACAGCUUCUCCAGUGAUCUGUUGCCAUCUCUUGGAGCGACAAUAAACCAGUCUAUGAAGCUGAGGAAAUAUACCGUUUCUCCUUAUAAUCCUCAUUACAGAGUCUGGGAAAUAUUCCUGAUUCUCCUGGUUGUCUACUCGGCCUGGAUCUGCCCGUUUGAAUUUGCAUUUCUGAGAUACUUGCCAGGCACACUCUUUCUUGUGGACAACAUAGUAAACAUUUUUUUUGCAAUUGAUAUUGUCCUCACCUUCUUUGUUGCUUUCCUUGAACGCAAAACUUAUCUUCUGGUUGAUGAUCACAAGAGAAUUGCACUCAGGUAUCUAUCAACAUGGUUCAUCUUUGAUGUAUGCUCAACAGUUCCAUUUCAACCAAUCAGCCUCCUCUUUAAUAAACAUGGCAGUGGCCUUGCUUUUAAGCUACUCAAUAUGCUCCGACUCUGGCGCCUUCGUCGGGUCAGUUCACUGUUUGCAAGACUUGAGAAGGACAUCCGGUUCAACUACUUCUGGAUACGGUGCACAAAGCUUGUCUCUGUCACACUUUUUGCAGUUCACUGUGCUGGAUGCUUUAACUACAUGAUUGCUGAUAGAUACCCUGAUCCAAAGAGAACCUGGAUAGGUGCAGAGAUGCCAGACUUCAGGGAAGAAAGCCUGUGGAUUAGAUACGUAACAGCAAUGUACUGGUCUAUUACAACAUUAACAACAACUGGUUAUGGUGACUUACAUGCUGAGAACACGAGAGAAAUGUUAUUUGAUAUUUUCUACAUGCUGUUCAAUUUGGGACUGACAGCUUACCUCAUUGGAAACAUGACGAACCUUGUUGUUCACUGGACCAGCCGCACCAGAAACUUUAGGGAUACAAUCCAGGCUGCUUCUGAAUUUGCAGCAAGAAAUCAGUUGCCCAAGCAUAUAGAGGAACAAAUGUUAUCUCACAUAUGCCUAAGGUUCAAGACAGAGGGGUUGAAACAACAGGAAACCCUGGAUAGUCUCCCAAAAGCUAUUCGUUCAAGCAUAGCCCACUACCUGUUCUUUCCCAUUGUUCAAAAGGUCUACCUUUUCCAUGGAGUUUCCUUCGAUUUCAUAUCUCAACUGGUUACAGAAAUGCAAGCUGAGUAUUUUCCACCCAAGGAAGAUGUAAUACUGCAGAAUGAAGCUUCAUCAGAUCUCUAUAUACUGGUAUCAGGAGCAGUGGAUAUGAGAUCAUAUAUGGAUGGAACUGAACAAGUUCAUGGAAGGGCAACUGCAGGAGAAAUAUUUGGAGAGAUAGGAGUUCUAUGUCACAGGCCACAACCAUUCACCUUUCAAACCACUGAACUCUCACAAAUUCUGAGGCUCAACAAGGCUGCAUUUAUGAAUAUUAUUCAAGAAAAAAAGGAAGAUGGAACUAUUAUCAUGAAUAAUCUUUCCCAGAAGCUAAGACUACACAAAAGCUUAUACACUGGAGUGCAGCACGGGGAUCCAGGAUUGGCCCUCAACGAGUGGCAGGACAGUGGGCCUGUGAGAGGAAAUGAGCAUCCCUCUACACGGUACCAAGAUGAUUAUCAAGGUAGCAAACUACCAAUGCUUGAACUGAUGGACACAGGAUCUAUACUGUGCAAGGCAGCAGAAAACAAUGAUCUGGGCACAAUUCAUGAACUUCUAAGGCUUGGGGCUAAUCCAAAUUCAACAGAUGCAAAUGGACGAACAGCCCUCCAUGCAGCUGUUCAGAAGGGCCAUUGUGAAAUUAUUAAAAUCUUGCUUGAACAAGGAGCUGUUAUGGAUAAUCCUGAUGCCGGUAGGUGGACACCAAAGACUCUGGGUGAGAAACAUGGAGAGAAAGGUACCAUGGAACCAUUAUCAAGUAAUGAAAAAAGCAGAACAAGACUUGAAAAUGACCAUGAGAUAGAAUUUGUUGAAAUGAGAGCAUCUACAAAUGAAAAUAACACUAGCUACCCUGAAACUAGGGGAUGGAGUCCCUGCUUUCAACACUCGCAGGUUGCUGACAUGAUGACAAUUUGUUGGGAAAAGAGUGGCAACUGUUUAGUUGACAAAAAUACCAUGAAAGCAACCAACAAAAGAAUCACUAUUUACAUGCAUUCUCAAAACACAAAAACAGCAACAGAACAAGUUGGAAAGCUCAUAAAUUUACCUGGCUCUAUGGAGGAGCUCCUCAGAAUUGGUGGUGAGAAGUUUGUGGGCUACCAUCCUACAAAAGUAGUCAACCAUGAGAAUGCAGAAAUAGAUGACAUUAGCACAGUUCGGGAUGGGGACCAUUUAUUUCUUCUUGAGAUCUGAGAAUAACUGGAGACUGCAAAUAGUGAUGUGACCUAACUAUUGUUCAAAGGCUGUGGCAUAGCCACAUGCAUAAGAAUGUAAGCUUUGAUCAAUGUAUGACGAGUAAAGAAAAAAUAUGCCAC